Messenger RNA from Varroa destructor (honeybee mite), 1527 nucleotides. Its product is annotated as homeodomain-interacting protein kinase 1-like. The record is from RefSeq and is a predicted model, not a curated record. Gene Ontology annotation, molecular function: protein tyrosine kinase activity; protein serine/threonine kinase activity; ATP binding. Gene Ontology annotation, cellular component: cytoplasm; nucleus. Gene Ontology annotation, biological process: peptidyl-serine phosphorylation; peptidyl-threonine phosphorylation. NCBI's taxonomy places the organism in Eukaryota, Metazoa, Arthropoda, Arachnida, Mesostigmata, Varroidae.
AUGAAGGUCGUAUUGUCCUCUUCGAUUUCUGAAACCGACUAUGAGUUGGUUAAGAAUGAAGUGCUGACAUCAGCGACCGGAAACCAAUACGAAGUCCUUGAAUUCCUUGGCAAGGGCACCUAUGGCCAAGUUGUAAGAUGCCAACAGAAGGGGACAACCAGAAAUGUCGCAAUAAAAGUACUCGAAAAUGAUCCGCGAAAUUCAAAAAAACGCGACAACGAAGUAUCAAUAAUUCAGCAAUUGUCGGUUGAAAACCCUGCAUACAAUUUUGUGCAAGCCUUUGAGUUUUUCGAACACAAGCAGCACAAAUGCAUUGUUUUUGAAAUGCUUCGACAAAGUCUCUUCGACUAUGUCGUGGAGAGAGAAUCCCAUUGUUUACCACUGAAGCAUAUUCGCCCUAUCGUACAGCAGCUGUUAACAGCACUAGACAAGCUAAAGACGCUUGGGCUGAUACAUGCCGACUUAAAGCCGGCGAACAUUAUGCUUGUCGAUCCAAUACGUCAGCCUUUCCGGAUCAAGGUGAUCGAUUUUGGUUUGUCAAUAAGCGUAAGUGAGGCGGCUAUCGACUCGUGUGUUCAGUCGAGGUUCUAUCGUGCCCCGGAGGUACUUUUAGGCUUUCCGUUCAAUGAAGCAAUUGAUAUGUGGAGUUUGGGCUGCCUCAUGGCCGAACUCUUUCUCGGAUGGCCGCUGUACCCUGGGAGAUCGGAAUACGACCAAAUCAGGUACAUUGUAGAAACUCAGGGUCUCCCAGCCUCAAAUGUACUGAAUUCGGGUGCCCGUACAAGGCAGUUCUUUGUCCCAGUAAGAACGCCUUUGCUGAAAUCUCAUUUCUGGAGGCUCAAAAGCCGACACGAGUUUGAGGCUGAAACACGAAUUCGUUCAUGCGAGAACAGAAUAUAUAUCUUCGAUUCCCUGAGAGACCUAGCAAAGGUGAAUCCGCCAAUGAAUCUAGAACUAGACAAUACAGAAGCAUUGGCGGAAAAAGCAGAUCGACGCCAGUUCACUGAUUUGGUCGAACGAAUGCUGUCUCUUGAUCCGGAUACUCGCAUUACACCAAAAGAUGCCGCCAAUCACAAUUUCAUGAAGCUAAAACACCUCGACAGAUAUGAUUUCUGCAGGCAUGUCAGGCACUCAGUUGAGAUAAUGGAAGAGUUGUCUGACCGAGCUAUGCAUUUCCGCGCGGCCGCGCAGGCCGCUGCAUACGCUUCCAUGUACCAACAACCGAUUGCUGUCGCCACCGCCAUGCUUAAUUAGGCAUCGACAGCAAAAAAUAUUGGUUGGAUAAAAAACAAAAAUAUAAGGUGAUAAGCCUGAAGCUUUAAGCUUCAGAAGCAUAUGGAUUCAUCUGCUCAACUCGUCCUAGUCAUCGAUACUUCGAAUUAUUGUGAUACCAUUGAAAUAUGUAUUUUACUAUAACGGGUGAUAUACAUCUAUAAGAUGCAAAUUAUUACUGUGAUAUUAUUACUAAAAAAACACAUACGAAUUUAUUUAGUGAGAGGUCACAUGCAGAUAUAUAUUGCACAUACG